This is a messenger RNA of Lathyrus oleraceus (garden pea), 1573 nucleotides long. RefSeq names its product deoxyhypusine synthase. Gene Ontology annotation, molecular function: deoxyhypusine synthase activity. Lineage: Eukaryota; Viridiplantae; Streptophyta; Magnoliopsida; Fabales; Fabaceae. Gene Ontology annotation, biological process: peptidyl-hypusine biosynthetic process. The coding region runs from base 136 to 1242 and encodes 368 amino acids. The record is from RefSeq and is a predicted model, not a curated record. Gene Ontology annotation, cellular component: cytoplasm. The transcript is spliced from 7 exons.
ACACUACCAUAAAAAACCUAAAAAAACAAAGUAAAACCUAGGAAAGUAGUAGGACCGUAAAAUAAUCUACAGAAGGCGUUGCGACUCCGCUGUUGUUGUGUAACUCGUGUUCCACUUUUGAUAUUUUGAAACAGAAUGAGUGAGUCAAAGCAAGAACAAGACACUGUUAUAGCUUCAGUUCAUUCAACCGUCUUCAAAGAAUCAGAAAAUCUCCAUGGAAAGUGUCUCCAAAUCGAGGGUUACGAUUUCAACCGCGGCGUUGACUAUCAAAAUCUUCUCAAAUCCAUGCUCACUACUGGAUUUCAAGCUUCCAAUCUCGGCGAUGCAAUUCAAGUCGUUAAUCAAAUGUUAGAUUGGAGGCUGGUUGAUGAAACUAUUGCUGAGGAUUGUAGUGACGAAGAGAAGGAUUUGGAGUACCGGAAAUCUGUUGAUUGUAAAGUGUUUUUGGGUUUCACUUCUAAUCUUAUUUCUUCUGGUGUUAGAGAUGUUGUAAAAUACCUUUGUCAGCAUCACAUGGUUCAUGUAGUUGUUACAACUACAGGUGGUAUUGAAGAAGAUCUUAUAAAGUGCCUUGCACCAACAUAUAAAGGAGACUUCUCUUUGCCUGGAGCUUAUCUUCGUUCAAAAGGAUUGAAUCGAAUUGGUAAUUUAUUGGUCCCUAAUGACAAUUAUUGCAAAUUCGAGGACUGGAUUAUUCCUAUUUUUGAUCAAAUGUUGAAGGAACAAAAUGAUGAGAAUGUGCUGUGGACACCAUCCAAGUUAAUAGCUCGAUUGGGAAAAGAAAUUAAUAAUGAAAGCUCCUACCUUUACUGGGCAUACAAGAACAAUAUUCCGGUUUAUUGUCCAGGAUUAACCGAUGGCUCAUUGGGUGACAUGCUGUACUUCCAUUCCUUCCACAACCCUGGUCUGAUUGUGGACAUAGUACAAGAUAUAAGGGCCAUGAAUGGUGAAGCCGUUCAUGCAAAUCCUAGGAAGACAGGCAUGAUUAUUUUAGGAGGCGGCCUUCCAAAGCAUCACAUUUGCAAUGCCAAUAUGAUGCGCAAUGGUGCUGACUAUGCGGUUUUUAUUAACACUGCACAAGAAUUUGACGGAAGUGACUCUGGAGCUCGUCCAGAUGAGGCUGUUUCAUGGGGGAAAAUACGAGGAUCUGCUAAAACCGUUAAGGUACAUUGUGAUGCAACUAUAGCAUUCCCUCUGCUGGUUGCUGAAACAUUUGCUUCGAGAACAAAACCUCAACAUUGAUGAAGGAUUACUACUAUAAAAGAGAAACAAAGAGAGAGAAUUGGAGAAGAUCCAAUACUGUGUUUGAGAAUCUUGAUAUACCGUUUUGCCACCGGUAUUUAACUUGAUCGAAUUGUUAGUCUUAAGGUCCACUUAGCAGGCAUUUUUAGCAUUGAGAGAGUCAUGAAUUGUAGAUGUACAAAUGUGUAAUGAUAGUUAAAUUUUUAUGAAGCUGUGUUUUAUUUUAUUUUCGAGGUGUUGAAAAUUGUAAUAUCUGGAGCAUAGGUCUACUUGGCAAUCCAAUUUCUGUGCAACUUUGAUGUAUAAGAAAAUCAGAGACAUUGCAAGUUCA